AAUCACUGUUGAUGAGGGGAGUGGAACCUCAACCCAGCACGUUAUCGUGAUAGAGUCUGCAGAUGCCACGGCUGCAGGUCCUGGGGUCAAGCAGGAGAGGACUGAAGGAGAGGAGGACCCACGGCACAGCAGAGACAUUCAGUCUGGUGCAGCUGUAGCCAUGGAGGACCCCGCCACCACCCCAGCGCAGCCCAGCUCCCGACGCAGCAUGACGGAGGUCAGUGGAACGCUGAACGCCGUUCUCAAGUCAGAGACGGACACCAAGACUUUAACUGUAACACACAGGCCUUUACACACAGGAUCUGACGACAGGUCAGACCCAGAGAGUCUGGGACUGGGGAGACUGGGCUGUCCUCCUGCUCCCGGCUCAGAGUAUUUACUUUAUGGUAACCGAAGCCUGGUUCAUUCCCAUCGGGUCUCAGGUGACGCGUUAGAAACUGGCAAUUAUCUAUCUUUCUCUUACCCUACAGAGAUGGAUUCUGGCAACAUAUCCAUGGGUUUAGAGAGACAGGCUGAUCCGUCUAGAGGGGACUGGAACCGAUACAGUAGUAGUGUAUACUCUAAGGGGUGCCUAGAUAAGAAAGGGGAAGGUCUGGUCGAAGAGGAAGUGACUGUGAAAGUGGAGGGCGACUUUCCUCCCACAUGGAAUGCAGCUUGUCACCUAGGAGAUGGAUUCUCACAGGGCAGAGAUUUCUUAGAUUACAGUUUAAAGACCAAUCUAAAUGUCCCGACCCACUCCCCUUUACACGCGCUCAGGGAUUGCGGCCCAGUGUCCACGUCGAUGGCGCCUUCCGAUUUACAAGGCCGCGUCCUUUUCGAUCAGGUAUUGAACUCAAACGACAGGGCUAGAGUCCAGACUCAGGGAAAGGGAGCCACAUCAGGCAGUAGUAAAGAGAAACGGUUCCUCUGCAUGUUCUGUAACAAAGCCUUCAGCUGCACCCAGAAGGUAGAGAUCCACCAGAGGAUCCACACAGGGGUGAAACCCUUUAGCUGUACCCAGUGUCACAUGCGCUUUGCCCAGGCUGGCCACCUGAAGAGGCACCAGAGGGUCCACACAGGGGUGAAACCCUUCAGCUGUACCCAGUGUCAAAUGCGCUUUGCCCAGGCUGGUGACCUGAAGAGGCACCAGAGGGUCCACACAGGGGAGAAACCCUUCUGCUGCCAGCUGUGUGAGAAGAGGUUCUCCCGCCAGCACCAGCUGAAGAUGCACCUGAAGAUCCACACGGGAGAGAGGCCAUUCUCCUGAAGGCAUAUAUAGAUUUCUGUGUUGAAUAUUGCUGGGUUCCUCUGAUAUUUCAUCCAGACAUUGUGUGAUAUAAGGCAUACACACACACACACACACACACACGGAAUCAUAUAGUAACCCAGAAAGUGGUAAACAAAUCAAUGUAGCUGCCCUCUGCCUUGAUGACAGCUUUGCCA
Messenger RNA from Oncorhynchus tshawytscha (Chinook salmon), 1422 nucleotides. RefSeq names its product zinc finger protein 235-like. Gene Ontology annotation, biological process: regulation of transcription by RNA polymerase II. Gene Ontology annotation, molecular function: DNA-binding transcription factor activity, RNA polymerase II-specific; RNA polymerase II cis-regulatory region sequence-specific DNA binding. Lineage: Eukaryota; Metazoa; Chordata; Actinopteri; Salmoniformes; Salmonidae. The record is from RefSeq and is a predicted model, not a curated record. The coding region runs from base 161 to 1246 and encodes 361 amino acids. The transcript has 2 exons.